AUGGGAAUGGGAAUGGCAGACGCCGUGACCCCGACGACCGCCGAUCGCGAACAAGAAGACGUAGCCGCCACCGCUGCUGUUGCUGUUGCUGCUGAGCAUACUGAGCCCGCCGUAGCUGAGCUCGUGCCGCAAAAUCCUCCAACACCCGCCGCCGCCGCCAUGGAAUCCAAGGGCGAUAACUCCGCCUCGGGGGCACAGCCGCCGGCUAUGCGGUGCUGUUGUGGAAGGGAGGACUGCGUCUAUCUUAGGCACAACUGUACUCUCCUCAAGAGUGUCGAGCGCGAUGUCCAUACGGCCGCCAAAAUGGGCCAGACCCUACUCAUCCGUCAUGAAGCCUACAUGGCCGCCGCCGAACGUGACCGCGCCGAACUCACCGCUCGCAUCGAACAGCUGGAACGCGAAAAUGCAGAGCUAGAGGAGAAGAACAGGGAAAAGAUACACGAAAACUACAGCCUCCAUGCCGAACUCGAAUCGCUCAACGAUACCGUCCGAGAGGCCGACACUCGGAUUGACUACCUCGAGACCACCCUGCGCGAGUCACAGCGCGAGAUCCGCCGACUGGAAAUGGCGGCGGAGAGGGCAGCGACCCUGGAGAAGCAACUCACCAUGCUCGAGGAGGAACAGGCGACGCUACAGUCUACCUUGGUCAACACACAGGAGGAAGCGCGCACCGCCAUCACACGUUGGAAGCAGGCCGAGAAGGGUAUCAACGACUUGCAGGAACAACUGGAGCGCAUGGAGAAGGAAGCAAAGGAAGAACGCGAUCGACACGCCGAGGUUAUGGGCCGUAUCGAGAAACAACGAGAAAUGGAAAAGGAGCUCAGCACGGCAGCAGGCAGACUUAAGGGCGCUGCCGCCGUAAAAUCCCUAUCCGAGACCAAGAGCAGUCGCAACGUCGUGUCGCAUUUCGUGCGCGACCUCUUGCAGGACAAUGCCAACCUACAACUAGGCAUUGCCGAACUCCGAGACAUGCUAAUGACCUCACACGACGAAAUCCAACUCCUACGGGAACAGAUGCAGUACCACCAGCCGUUAUCAAGUAGUAGUAAGCAGCCGGGCACCGUAUCAACACUACAGACAGAAUUCGACGACCCAGACUCGGCCAAGACACCAAAGAUAUCACAGGCCGUACACGUCCACCAUCAUUACCAUAUCGCCCAGCAGAAGGGCGACUCACGAAAAUCAAGGAAGAACAGGAAAUCCAUUACUUCAGGUACCUUUUCGCCGCCACACAUCAUCUCAGCACCUACAACACCAGUAUCCUCCCAGAAUCCCCAAUGGCAGGCGGGCCGUGGCCUUGGGCCACCCUUUGUCCCGCGUCACAGUACUCACGAUUCCACUUCGACAGCAGCUGGCCGUUGGUCCCUAAUAUCCGAAAUGCCCUCCGAAUUUGCGCCGUCCUCCGCGCCGACCUCUCCCCAAUCGAACCCCCGGCGCAACUCCGUUUUCGACCGCGGCAUCGUCGAAGUGUCCGUACCCAACUCUCCCACCACGAGCGUCGACCCAGCUUCGCCCGAAUGGAAUCGAAGAUCCCACCGCAGACAGGCAUCCCAAUGGUCGAGCCGCAGCACGGCCAUGAACAAUUGCGGUGCUUGUUCACCACCGUACCCCGGCCACCGUUCGCUAGCCGGUCUCGUGCUUGCCGAGGAGCUCAACAACGCCAUGGGCGCAUACACCACCGACGAUGUACCCGAUAUGACCCACGGGAUUUCCUCCGCCGAAGACGACACUGUUGAGACCAUCAGCGCAAAUGGCGACGGCGAUGACCCGGCGGUUGCGGGUGACGACACCAUCCAUCACGAUCUCGAUUUCCACCCCGAAGUGGCCGAACAAGAACGACCAGGAAGACUGCGGCGCAUGACCUCACACGAAUCCAUCAUGUCCCUCUCCAACGGUCUCGACAUCCACACCCUCAAGGUCCGCCCGAGCCAACUGACCCUCCGGCCCCUCGGCCUCAGCGCAGCCGGAACCGGAAUCAGCAACGUCACGGCCAUGCCGACCAUCUCGUACUCCAGCGCGCGCGGAUCGCGCGGAAGCAUGCACGCCAGAGAUAACUUGGCCCUGGUAGGACAGCGCCUACCCCGACCCGUAUCCACCUCCCAGAAUUCGGUCGCCGCUUCUUCUGAGCGGCCCUCCUUCCUCAAUCCCAAUCGUCGCGCCCACACUGACGGUUUGCAUAUGUCCUCUUCUUCUGUGCGAUCAACAGCCUCCCGUCAGCUGUCUCUUCCUGCCUUGGGUAAGCUAGUCUCGUGGCGGCCUUGGGGCCAGAGCUCUAGCCAGCCGAACAACACCAACGAAUCCGCCGGAACAAGAUCAGGAUUGGAGCCUACCCCGGAACUCCCCGAACCCAUAACUCCCACUCUUGUUGGAACAAGUACAGGCACCGGCCUAGGAAUCGCCAUCGCUCCAAGCGACGGCAAGUCCUCCUACCGAAGCAUUAGCUCGUCUACCACCACUGGUACGGCAGGCACGGCGGCUACGAGCGCCACCACGCCCUUGUCGUCUUCCGUCCGGUCUGUGUCCUCUGCGACGACGGGGACGACCAUCAAGCCCCGGGCGCCGGGAAUCAACCAGCCCGGUGUGAUCCCGGGGUUUUUGGUUAAGAAGGGCGGGUUGCCUGCAAAGGUGACAGUGGAUGCUUUGGACGGGAGCCAGUUGGGGAGUAUUGAGGAGGCUAUGAGGGAGGGGAUUUAA
Messenger RNA from Sordaria macrospora k-hell, 2694 nucleotides. RefSeq lists its product as uncharacterized. NCBI's taxonomy places the organism in Eukaryota, Fungi, Ascomycota, Sordariomycetes, Sordariales, Sordariaceae. The record is from RefSeq and is a predicted model, not a curated record.